Phacochoerus africanus (Common warthog) is the source of this 3336-nucleotide messenger RNA. RefSeq names its product suppressor of cytokine signaling 6 (gene SOCS6). Bases 891 to 2498 code for a protein of 535 amino acids. Gene Ontology annotation, cellular component: phosphatidylinositol 3-kinase complex. The transcript is spliced from 3 exons. The record is from RefSeq and is a predicted model, not a curated record. Gene Ontology annotation, biological process: regulation of growth; protein ubiquitination; phosphatidylinositol phosphate biosynthetic process. NCBI's taxonomy places the organism in Eukaryota, Metazoa, Chordata, Mammalia, Artiodactyla, Suidae. Gene Ontology annotation, molecular function: 1-phosphatidylinositol-3-kinase regulator activity.
GGGAAGCCGGGCUGGGGAGCCGGCCGGGCAGGGCCGAGGCCUGCUUCCGCCGGGCGCCGGCCCGACCCCUCGGCCUCCCGGCCUCCUGCGCGCCGGGCCCGGGCCGCCGCCUUUGUUGCCCGCAGCCCUCCGGGGAGAGGCCGGGGCUCGGAGAGGCCUGGGGCGGUGGCGCGGGGCCUGCGCGCUCCACACACAGUCGGCCGCGCUGGGAACCCCUCGGUUCGGCGGCCGAAGGGUGGCCUGGGAGGCCCAGGCCGCGUCGGCGCCGCCGCCCCCGGGGGGCGCCUUGGGUCGGGAUCCGGGUCUGUUCCGCGCGUGGAGGCGCCCCUGGACUUGCGCGGAUGUAGGGCUCCGGGAGGGUCAAACCGCCCUCGGUGCCGAGACGGGCCUGAAUCUUCAAUUUGCUUCAGGUGUUGGCAACUUCGGGGCCCCAUUGUGGCCCAUCCUGUGUCGGAACUGUUGACAAUUGUCAGUGGCUGAUCCUGGCACAGAACUUGGAACGUGUGCAGUCGUCUGUAAGCCAACUUAGCAUGUAGUCGCAUCCCAUCCCCACUUUUUGGGAUUCAGGGCCAGGUCAUCACACUUGGAGACUAUGUUUAGGGAGCGGUGGCUGUCCCAUUGUUCCUGGGACCAGACUCUUGAGUAGGAGAGAAGAAGGAAAGAAGAAAGACUGAAUCUCUGAAGGCCUGGGAGACCAUCAGUUAUCCGAGCAUCAGUAAACCCUGAAGGCGUCACCACGCUGUCCUGAAAUCUUCCCACAGAAAAUGGCUUCAAAGGGAAAAUGAAGCUGGAAAAAUACACAGAUGCAGCAUUGUGUGCAGCCUCCCCAGAUGUCUGAGGAUAAUAUUCCAGAGAGAAAUUGAUCCCUGUGGAUUACAUAACUAGUCAGAAUGAAGAAAAUCAGUCUUAAAACCUUCCGGAAAUCUUUCAACCUGAGUAAAAGUAAAGAAGAAACGGAUUUCAUGGUAGUACAACAGCCAUCUCUAGCCGGUGACUUCGGAAAAGAGGAUUCCUUAUUCGGUAGCUGCUAUGGGAAGGAUAUGGCCAGCUGUGACAUCAACAGUGAAGAUGAAAAAGGCGGAAAGAAUAGAUCAAAAAGCGAAAGCCUAAUGGGUACGCUAAAAAGACGACUUUCUGCGAAACAGAAGCAGAAGGGCAAGGGUGGCGGGCCCUCCGGAGGCUCUGCGGACGAGGACACCUUUUCCUCUGCCUCGGCGCCCCUGGUCUUCAAAGAUGUGAGGGCGCAGAGGCCCAUGAGGUCCACCUCGCUGCGCAGCCACCACUACAGCCCCACGCCCUGGCCGCUGCGCCCCACUGCCUCGGAGGAGACAUGCAUCAAGAUGGAGGUGAGGGUCAAGGCCCUGGUCCAUGCAUCCAGCCCCGGCCCAGCCUUGAACGGCGUGCGCAAGGACUUCCAUGACCUCCAGGCCGACACCGCGUGCCAAGAACAGACGAACUCGCUCAAGAGUUCCGAGUCUCAGGACGGGGACCUGCGUCUCCACCUGGACGAACAUGUGCCUGUCGUUAUCGGACUCGUGCCUCAGGACUACAUUCAGUACACUGUGCCUUUGGAGGAGGGCAUGUACCCUCUGGAAGGACCGCGCAGCUAUUGUCUAGACAGCUCCUCCCCCAUGGAGGUCUCCGCCCUGCCCCCGCCGGCGGGAGGGGGCUCCUUCCCCGAGGACGAGAAUCAGGUAGACCAGGACCUGGUUGUGGCCCCGGAGAUCUUUGUGGACCAGUCGGUGAAUGGCUUGCUGAUCGGCACCACGGGAGUCGUGUUGCAGAGCCCGAGAGCGAGUCACGAUGACGUCCCUCCACUCUCACCAUUGCUACCUCCCCUGCAGACAAAUCAGAUCCAAAGGAAUUUUGGCGGGCUCGCGGGCACAGACGCCCACGUGGCCGAGAGUGUGCGCUGUCACUUGAAUUUCGAUCCUAACUCUGCUCCUGGGGUUGCAAGAGUUUAUGACUCAGUACAGAGUAGUGGCCCCAUGGUUGUGACAAGCCUUACAGAGGAGCUGAAAAAACUUGCAAAACAAGGAUGGUACUGGGGACCAAUCACACGCUGGGAGGCGGAAGGGAAGCUGGCAAAUGUGCCAGAUGGUUCUUUUCUUGUUCGGGACAGUUCUGAUGACCGUUACCUUUUAAGCUUGAGCUUUCGCUCCCAUGGCAAAACCCUUCACACUAGAAUUGAACAUUCAAAUGGUAGGUUUAGCUUUUAUGAACAACCGGAUGUGGAAGGACACACGUCGAUAGUGGACCUAAUUGAACACUCAAUCAGGGACUCUGAAAAUGGGGCCUUUUGUUAUUCAAGGUCUCGGUUGCCUGGCUCUGCAACGUACCCAGUGAGACUGACCAACCCCGUGUCGCGGUUCAUGCAGGUGCGCUCCCUGCAGUACCUGUGUCGUUUUGUUAUACGUCAGUACACCAGAAUAGACCUGAUCCAGAAACUGCCUUUGCCAAACAAAAUGAAGGAUUAUUUACAGGAGAAGCACUACUGAAAGAUGAUGGGAACCCUGCAUCUUGCACUUUGGGAGUAAGAAAAAGAGAUUGAAAUACAGUUUACAGACUUCUCAUUGCUAUCAAAAUCUUUUGCUGCCAUACUAUUUCAGUUGUAUGUGUGAAAGAGUAAUCAGUUCUUUAGGGGUGGGGAAGUGUCCACAAGGUGUCUUGGGUUUAUUUUGGUUCUUUAAGAAAGGAAGUCUUGAGGUUUCAGAAGUGUGAAUUAUCUUUCAUCAAUGUGCAGAAUAAUCAAUGUGAAUGAUCAGAUUCUCCUUACCCACCCACCCCCAGUCCUUUGCUGCUAUCCACUGUGAUUUUUAUGCAUUAAAAAGCACAUUUCAUGUGUAUUCAACCCUAAGUAAAGGUGAAUGAAACUUACACAGUGAACAUUGUUGUAUCUCUUUCAGUGGCCCAUUUUCAAAAAUAGUGUUGAGUAAACAUUGCCGUAUGAUUAAUCACAGAAUUUACACCUACACUGAAAAUGAUUUUUAAUUUCAUGCUAUUGAAAGAUUUAUUUAGAAUUAUGAACUGACAUGACCUUGGGUAAUGGAAUGCAGAACUGCAACAUAUCUUUUACAACACUCAUUUCUAAAUUAUUUUUAAGGUUAUGCUGUUAUUUUUGGUUGUGAGAAGUUGAAUUUUUCUGUUGCCUUCAUGUUUAUCUUGUGGUUUGUCUGUUUUAAUAAAUGGCCUUACAUUAAAAAAUUGUAAAGAAAUAUAUACCACCAACUUAGAAAUCGUUGCCUUUUCUGUCAUUAAACUCUGGUACAAAUUGGCAUAAAAUAUAAAGAUCUAUGGAACUAGAACUAUUAUUAUUAUUAAAGAAAUACUAGAUGA